CCCACCAGCUGCCCAACACAAUGGAGGAUUAUUUUGAUUAUUGGAAAACGGUUGAGAACGCAACUCACUGACUUUAUUACAUCAAAUAUCUCCAUUUGUCAUCAUAAUAACCCAGAUAAAUACGUGAAUCAUUAUUUAAAGACUUAUUUUUAUCAAAUAAUUACUCCAGACAAAAUGGAGGCUUUGAUACCCGUUGUUAAUAAACUCCAGGAUGUUUUUAAUACAAUUGGAGCUGAUGUAAUACAACUACCACAAAUUGUUGUCCUAGGCACUCAGAGUUCAGGAAAGUCAUCAGUUAUUGAGAGUCUUGUUGGUAGAUCAUUUUUACCAAGAGGUACUGGUAUUGUAACAAGACGUCCAUUAGUAUUACAAUUGGUAUAUACACCAAAAGAUGAUCGUGAAUAUCGUUGUGCUGAAAAUGGUACACUUGAUUGUGAUGAAUGGGGUGUAUUUUUACAUGCUAAAAAUCGUGUAUUUAAAAAUUUUGAUGAAAUACGUCGUGAAAUUGAGGAUGAAACAACACGUAUGGCUGGUGGAAAUAAAGGAAUAUGUCCAGAGCCAAUAAAUUUAAAAAUAUAUUCAUCAAGUGUUGUUAAUGUAACACUUGUUGAUUUACCAGGUAUAACAAAAGUACCAGUUGGUGAUCAACCAGAAGAUAUUGAAGCACAAAUACGUAGUCUUGUAUUAAAAUAUAUAUGUAAUCCAAAUUCAAUAAUAUUAGCUGUUUGUACAGCAAAUACUGAUAUGGCAACAAGUGAAAGUUUAAAAUUUAGUAAAGAUGUUGAUCCAGAUGGACGUAGAACACUUGCUGUUGUAACUAAAAUGGAUUUAAUGGAUGCUGGUACUGAUGCUAUUGAUAUAUUAUGUGGACGUGUUAUACCAGUUAAACUUGGUAUUAUUGGUGUUGUUAAUCGUUCACAACAAGAUAUUAUGAAUAAUAAAACAAUUCAUGAAGCAUUAAAAGAUGAAUCAGCAUUUUUACAACGUAAAUAUCCAACACUUGCUAAUAGAAAUGGUACACCAUAUCUUGCUAAAACAUUAAAUCGUUUAUUGAUGCAUCAUAUUAGAGAUUGUUUACCAGAAUUAAAAACACGUGUUAAUGUUAUGGUAUCACAAUAUCAAACAUUAAUGAAUUCAUAUGGUGAUGAUGUAUCAGAUAAAAGUCAAACAUUAUUACAAAUAAUAACAAAAUUUGCAAGUAGUUAUUGUUCAACAAUUGAAGGUACUGCUAGAAAUAUUGAAACAACUGAAUUAUGUGGUGGUGCACGUAUUUGUUAUAUAUUUCAUGAAACAUUUGGUAGAGCAUUAGAUUCAAUACAUCCACUUUCUGGUUUAGCUAAAAUGGAUAUUUUAACAGCAAUUAGAAAUGCAACUGGACCAAGACCAGCUUUAUUUGUUCCUGAAGUAUCAUUUGAAUUAUUAGUUAAACGACAAAUACGUAGACUUGAAGAACCAUCAUUACGUUGUGUUGAAUUGGUACAUGAAGAAAUGCAAGGUAUUAUACAACAUUGUGGUACUGAAGUACAUCAAGAAAUGUUACGUUUUCCAAAAUUAUAUGAAAGAAUUGUUGAUGUUGUUACACAUUUAUUACGUCGUAGAUUACCAACAACAAAUUCAAUGGUUGAAAAUCUUGUACAAAUUGAACUUGCAUAUAUUAAUACAAAACAUCCUGAUUUUCAUAAAGAUGCUGCAUUUGUAUCAUCAAUGUUAAAAUGUGAAGAUGAUACUGCUAGAAAUCGUAAACGACAAACAUCAUCAACAACAACAAUCAAUGGAAAUAUAUCUGUUAAUCAUGAUGCACAUGGUAAAUUAAUGAAUAAUAAUAAAGAUGAAAUACCAAUAACAAAUGAACAACAAAAUAAAGAUCAACAAAGUCAUUGGAUUUUAAGCAAUUUACUGCCACAAGGAAAAAAUGAUUCAUCAAGUACAACUGAUAAUUCACCAGUUAGACAACGUGAUGGUGCAAUAUCACCUUAUCAAAAUAAUAAUAAUAAUAAUAGCAAUGAAAAUAAUAAUGGUAUAACAAAAUCAACAAAUUCACAAACAACAAGAGGUGUUAAUUUAUUAUCAGAAAUUCCAUCAAUUCAAGGUACACGUAAAUUAAGUGAACGUGAACAACGUGAUUGUGAUGUCAUUGAAAGACUCAUUAAAUCAUAUUUUUAUAUUGUUCGUAAAUCAAUUCAAGACAGUGUACCAAAAGCUGUUAUGCAUUUUCUUGUUAAUUAUGUUAAAGAUAAUUUACAAAGUGAACUUGUUACGCAUUUAUAUAAAUCUGAUCAUGCUGAAUCACUUUUAAAUGAAAGUGAACAUAUUGCUGUUAGACGUAAGGAAGCUGCAGACAUGUUGAAGGCACUUACACAAGCUGGACACAUCAUAAGUGAAAUUAGAGAAACGCACAUGUGGUAGUAAUGUUAGAAUUAAUUUAUCAACUCCUGUUGUCUCUGUUUUUUAUUAUUUUUUUUUCUUUUUUAUUGUUGGCACUAGUCAAUUGCCAUGUAUUAUUGUCAUAUAAUACUAAAAAAAAAAAAAAAAUACACACAUUGCAUCUCUAAAUUAAUUCAUAAGAAAAAACAAUUGAUUGUAAUGUUUUUUUUUUUUAAUCUUAAAUCUUUGAUUUAGAAAUAAUAAAAUAAAAUAAAUAAGAUAAAGAAUAAAAAAAAUUAUAAUCACGUAUCAAAUUUAAUUUUAAUUUAUAUCAAAGAUUUAAAAAGAAAAAAAAAAGAACAACCAACAAACAAAAAUGUAUCAUGAUUAUAAUUGUUGCAUUUUUUUUUUCUUUAUUUUCCCUUCCUGUCAAUGUUUUCAGUCAUUCGAAGUCGUGGUAAAUAAAGAUAAUUAAAUAAAAAUAAUACUCAAUCAAUUAUCAUUGUUGCAUUAUAAAAUUAAUUCAUUAAAUUAUUGUGUUCAUUUAUUUUAUGUAAGUGUAUAUUUUUGCAUGAUGAGGGAUAAAAAAAAAAAAA
Molecule: messenger RNA, 2960 nt
Organism: Aphidius gifuensis
Lineage: Eukaryota; Metazoa; Arthropoda; Insecta; Hymenoptera; Braconidae
Gene: Drp1
Product: dynamin-1-like protein
Exons: 4
Coding region: 175-2406 (743 amino acids)
Biological process (GO): mitochondrial fission
Cellular component (GO): mitochondrion; membrane; microtubule
Molecular function (GO): microtubule binding; GTP binding; GTPase activity
Source: RefSeq, a predicted model, not a curated record